ACGUGAAGUAAUGGUUCAGUGAGAUUCUUUGAGUGAGCUAGUUCCUGUUAGUAAUCUGUGACAGUAAGCUCGCCUCUCUCCUUUCUCCUCCAUCCAUAUUUUCUCCAUCUCGUUCUUCUUCUAACCUAUCGCCAUUGCACCAUCUACACCCUCCCUCACCACACACGCACAGCCCCAGCCCCCCUCUCGUUUUUUCUGCCCUUGUUUCUCUGAGCGAUAGUCUCAAGGGGAGCAGGCGCAGUGCUCCGAGGGAGAGAGAGGAGAGGAUGGAGGAGAGAAGAUGGCAAUGACAGUUUUGUAGGGCAAGCGUUUGCCAAGAGGUGGAGAACGAAAGUGAACAAAAGAAAGACAAACGUGAGGAUACAAGCAAAAAAAACGAAAGUGAGAGCUAAGAAGUGAAAGGAAAGGAGUUACGGGGGGGGAAAGAAAGAGCAACUGCAGCAGCGAGAGGUUGACGUGUCACCAUGACAACAGAGGUGGGCUCUGAGACAGAGGUGAAGGAGAAAGCCGAGGAGUCAGCCGCUCAGCCCGACCAGUCAGAGAAGGCCGCGGAAGAAAACGCGGAAGUAGCGAACGCCGAGGGAGAGGAGAAGGAUAAAGAGAAGGAGAAGGACGGGAAAGAGGGAAAAGGAAUCGCUCGAUACCUGCCAACAUGGCUUAAGAAGCAGAAGUCUCAGAGUCAGACUUCGCCAACCAAGGAGGUUCCGCCCACAGAGGAAGCCGUUAACAAGGUGACACAGGAAGAAGAGGGUCCUGCCCCAGAAGUGAACGGUCACGCAGAGGAAGUGGACGAGAAGGAGGCCGUGAAGUCGGAACAAGUGAAGGAAAAAGAGGCAGAGUCUCAUUCCAACGCCAGCGCAGACACCGAGCCUGCCAAGGAAGAGAAGGUCGAGGAGAGCGCCGAGAAGAGUACCGAAGAGGCCAAGGUGACAACAGAGGGGGAAGGAGAAGAGGAGCAGAAGGAGCAGAGAGGCAAAGAAGAAGAAGAAGAAGGAGUAGGAGGAGGAGGAGAAGGCCAGACCUCCAUUUUCCAGUCUCCUCUCCGCCUGGUGAGGAAGACCAAGAUGAAGCUGGUGGUGUGUCACGUGAACCUCCUGGACGGGACGGACUUCACCUGUGAGGUGGAGAAACGUGCUAAGGGCCAGUACUUAUUCUUUAAGGUGUGUGAGCAUCUAAAUCUACUGGAAAAAGACUACUUUGGGCUGACAUACACAGACACCCAUGAACAGAAGUGUUGGUUGGAUCCCACAAAGGAAAUCAAGAGACAGAUACGCAGUAACAACUGGCAGUUUGCAUUCAAUGUCAAGUUCUACCCUCCCGAUCCCUCACUGCUCACUGAAGACAUUACCCGGUACCUGUUGUGUCUGCAGCUCCGUGAAGAUGUGGCUUCGGGUCGACUGCCUUGCUCAUUUGUCACUCACGCUCUGCUGGGGUCAUACACACUGCAGGCAGAGUUUGGCGACUAUGAACCCGACCAGCCUCGGCCUUUGGACUACAUCAGUCAGAGGACCUUUGCGCCCAAUCAGAACAAAGAGAUGGAGGAGAAGAUUCUUGAACUCCACAAGUCUCACAGGGGAAUGACACCAGCACAAGCCGAUGCCCAGUUUCUAGAAAAUGCCAAGAAACUGUCCAUGUACGGGGUGGACCUGCACCACGCUAAGGAUUCUGAGGGUGUGGACAUCAUGCUCGGCGUGUGUGCCAACGGACUCCUGGUUUACAAAGACAGACUUCGAAUAAAUCGUUUCGCUUGGCCCAAAAUACUCAAGAUUUCAUACAAGAGGAACAACUUCUACAUUAAGAUCAGGCCAGGAGAGACGGAGCAAUUUGAGAGCACGGUGGGAUUCAAACUCCAGAAUCAUCGAUCUGCCAAAAGGCUGUGGAAAGUCUGUGUGGAGAAUCACAGUUUCUUCAGGUUAAACGCACCAGAACCUCCCACCAAGGCCCGCUUCUUGACUCUGGGCUCCAAGUUCCGUUACAGCGGGCGAACACAAGCCCAGACCCGCGUGGCCAGCUCCCUCAUAGACCGACCCGCACCCAACUUCGAACGCACCUCAUCCAAACGCAUCAGCCGCAGUUUGGACGGAGCACCAGUGAUCAGCAUAACUGAGGCCGGCACAGCUGAGAACGGACGCGAGUUCCACUCUGACUCUAAGAAGGUUAAGGAGGUGGACUUAAGCCCUGGCGAUGCAGAAGCCACGCCCACCCAGUCACUCGGAGCCAGUGAGCCUGCCCCCGCUCAGGACCAUGAUAAGACCCAAGAAGAGGUUCUGAAACACCAAGCUAGCAUUAGCCAGCUAAAACGCUCCUUUAUGGAGGCGCCACCUCCCUCUCCUCCUCAGCCCAACCAGUGGGAGAAACGUCUCACCUCCUCCCCCGCUACAACGAUACGUGUCCAACAGCAUCAAGUGAGCCUUGAAGAGGAGAUCGCUUCUGUUCUUUUCAGUAGACACUCUGGCACCGGCUUUUCUUUGGCUGCUGCGUCCGCCUGCAGUAUUCCUAAACCAACACUAGAUGAUGUUAUAACCACAUGCUCAUCUACUUCCACUGCUGUCUGCGGUCCUGCCACACUCUCUGCUGAGGUGAGUGAGCCCCAAACGGAAGCAGCCGCCGACGAUAACACGAUCUCUGAUACCAAAGAACCAACAAAGACAACCGAAGUUGAAAUUGAAGAAACCGUUGUCGUCCAAGAGGUUUCCAAAGCACCCACACCUGGACUUGUCACAGUUACAAUCAGCUCGCCUGCAGAGCAGGAAACAAAAGAACAGCAGGUGAAAGUUGCAGAGGAAGCAGUGGUAGCGGAGGAAGCAAAAGCGAUGAAGCAGCAGGAGAGUAUUUCAUCCGACAGCGAGAGCGAAGAAGAAGCAGAAUACCAUCCAAAUGUCUCCGUAUCCAUUUCUCACACACAAAUACCAGAGGAGAAGGAAGAGGAGGAAGAGCAGAGGAAGAAAGAGGAGGAGGAGAAGACAAUGGAGCCAGACAUGUCAGCUCCAGACGCUCCCUCCCCUUCAGUCCAAGUCAGCCAACCUGUAGAGCCAACCGACCAGCACGGAGAGGACAAUGCAGAGAAGAUGAAGAAUGCAGAGGAGGAGAAAGAAGGCGAGAGGGAGACGGAGGAAAGCACAGACGAUCCGAUGAUGACACCCGAUGAAGCUCCUAACGGUCUUGCCAUGCCCGAGGAGAGCGCGACCGAGAUGGUCGCCCCUGCAGAGGAAGAGGAAGAGCCUAAAAUGAACGGAGAGGCCUCUCUGGUGGAGGCAGAACCCCGGCCGCAGGUUAUUUGUUGCUCUGAGCCACCUGUGGUAAAGACAGAAAUGGUGACUAUAUCAGACACGUUUGCAGCCCAGAAAACUGAGAUAGCCACAAAAGAAGUGCCCAUCGUACAUACGGAAACCAAGACCAUCACAUACGAAGCCGCACAGUUGGACGGUAAUGGUGAUGGCGAGCCCGGAGUGUUGAUGACUGCUCAGACAAUCACCUCUGAAUCUCUGUGUACUACCACGACCACACACAUUACCAAGACGUUAAAGGGCGGCCUGUCAGAGACGAGGAUUGAGAAACGCAUCGUCAUUACUGGCGACUGUGACAUCGACCACGACGAGGCAUUGGCCCAGGCCAUUAAGGAGGCCAAAGAGCAACAUCCUGACAUGUCUGUUACCAGAGUGGUGGUUCAUAAAGAAACUGAACUGGAGGAGGAGGAUUGACUGAACUCAGAGCUGAAGGGCCCAUCGUGACUGUUUUCUCUGUUGACGUUGAACGACCUCCAUCACCCUACGACAACCAACCUUGACUGACUGAAGAGGAGGAGGAAGAAGAAGAAGAGCUAAAAAAAAAAAAAAAAAUUAAAAAGCGGGAGGAGAAGAGGAAGACGGAUGGAGAGAAGUUGCCAAUCAGUCGGUCUCUCUUAUGUGUCUGUGGUGCAUCUAAAAUCCCUCACUCCAAAACAAAGAAAAAUAAUAUCCUCACUCUUUCAGAGGGAGCAAAAAAAGAACCACUUUGUUAGCUUAACAUUUGUAGUGUGUUUUUAAUUUUUUUUAAUAGUGUUUUUUUUUUCUUUCUUUCUUUGUUUUACAAGAACAGAAGCUAGUGUGUCUGUCAUGUAUUGCAACUAAAAGCUGUAGGGAUGCACUGAUUUUCAAUCCUGAUGAGGUACCAGUAACACCCAAAGGUCAAAGCUAAAUUUGCUUACGUUAAAAAGUGAUACAUUUGACUGCAGUUUUGUACUUGGACUCAGCAGUGGAAACGUGUUAUUGGUGCAUUCCUUAAAAAAACAAAAAAAAGUAAAAGAAAGAAAUUUGUUAAUUUACAGCUCCCUCCUUUUUACUACAUUAUGGUGCAGAAAUGGUGGGUAACAUAAUAUAACACAUUGAUUUCAACAUUUUUACAACACGUGGCACUGCAGGAAACAGGGAGACACAACUCGUCACAGACGUCCGUCAUUAAAACACACUCACAGUCAGAUGACGGUAAAACCAGCGGUCACACAUUUUAUAACUAAUGAUUACAGAAAACAGGGAGCUGUAACUUAAAAUCAAUCAACCAGGUUUAUGUUUUUUUUUUAUAUAUAUAAAACUUAGUUAAUAUUCAUCCACAUUCCUCGUGUGUUUGACUAGCGGCUGAGUGAGUUCAUGUUCAGUUCAAUUCAAGACAUUACUCUUCAUAGGAGGUGCAAAUGGACAGUAUCUUAAUUGGGUCAGUGGUAUUAAUUAAGCUCAAAAAGGUGGAAUUCAUUCUUUGUGAUAUAUUUGUAAGUUUCACUGUAUUUUAGAGUUUUUACUAAACAGAUUUGAACUGAAGAUGAACUUACUUUAAAGUAUACGCCUUUGUGUACAAGAAAAAUGAAGGUUACUAGAUGGGAGCAGUGACGCUCUCCCUGGGCCCGCCCACUGUACGACACUAGCCAUUCCUAUUGGGCCACAGGGAAGCAAGGGAGUAGACUUCUGAUUGGGAGAAAGGACCAGUUAAAACUGAAAGAUAAUUGGGAGACAGGUGGCGCUGUGCAGUGCCAACUAACAACUUGGGAAUGAAAAAGAAUUUGAUGCAUGUUGGCCUUACUCUACAACAAAGGGCGAGUUUCGCUCGUGUUAUUUUGCAUCCUGCAGUGAGUUCAAGCUGUUUUUAAUAGUCUUAGGACUGCUAAUUCAAAAAGAGUUUUGUGCUACGACCAGCACAGGUACCAAAUGAGGACACAGCAGUCGGAAUAACUUGAAACCAGAAUUCAGAAUAAUAUUUCUACCAGUUUUCUAACUCUGCUUCAGAGCCUGCUUGUCGCCAUAGUUCAGCACUUAAUUUAACUCCCAGCUUCUUUUUGUCACCAGAAUAGACAAUGCUGACGAAACCUGUUAGAUAUAAUGAUAUCUCAGAUUACAUUCAGCAUGUCUUCACACACGCUUUUAUCUCUCAAGGAGUACCUUGAGCAAAUCUAGACAGAAGGCUACUGUGUUGAUUGGUGUGAGUGUAUGUGAUGACUCAUACAGUACGACCAGAUAAGAUUAUCUCUGACCCGACGCUGGCUGUGUUGUAACCGUUUCAUCAUCUUCAGCAUUAAUGUGCUUUUAUGUUUUUGUUUCGAUUUCAAGAUCACAUUCAGACACACUACAAACAGACACGGAAACAGUAACAGCAUUACAGUAAAAUUCAGCUUAAAGGGAAGUGUAUCCGAGGGUUUGAAGUGCUCUUGAAACCCAUCAAAUGGCACAAUGUUGUUACUCAUUUUCUGUGUCCUUUUUUCUACCCAAAAUGUUCAGCAGAAUUCCACAGAAAUAUCUUUUUUUUUUUUGUAUAUAUUGACAGCAUUAAAUGUGUUAGAACAAGGCACUUGGUCUAACGCAUUUAGAUGACAGAAAGACAAAAACGCAUCUUCCUGGAAAUUUAACUGAUUGUAAGCAAAGAAGUGCCACAGGUUAAUAUAAAAUCAGUCCACCUGUACCUGCCUAGAUUUGUCUGAACCCUCCAGUCUGACUGCAGUCAGCAGAACGAUAUAUCUUGUUUUGUUACGACACACACACUCCACGUUUCGAAAUAGCAUGUACAUCUUAAUUUAACCCCAGUUUAAGGCUGGUGAUGGAGUGGUGAUGACUGGUCUUCAGGCUUUCUAUUGGGAAACGUUGGUCUGACCUCUACUAUGCAUUUAAAUCACAUUCCAGACAAGGAGAAAGCUUUAACCUCUGACUCUCGAAGAGACAAAGCAGCAGAAAACAACAGUGCAACACUUAGGCAGCUUUGAAAGCUUUCGCUGUUCCAAACAAUAAAAAAAAACUUUAAUCAAAUCACAACUGCUAUAUUUGUAGAUUUUCUCAUGAUUUGUCGUCUUUUCUCUGUGAUCUAGUUGUUGAAAGGUGGGAUUUAUUGUGCAGCCUCUUGGAUAUUUUUAAUAUUGUCAGUGUUUUUUUGACAUUGAACGAACACCACUACAAAUCAGAUUUUCUGCCACCGUUUUUCUUUUUUUUUUUUUGUACUUUUAUUCCCAGGUUUAACCUCUUUUCCCGGGGUUCUGCUCUGGGCUCUGUUUUAACCAAUCCUAGGAGCUUUGGGGUGGACUGCGUGGUCUGGUUUUCCAAAAUGCUUCGUGAAGUUUAUUUGAAGUUACUUUAAAAAAGAAAAUGUGAUCACAAAUGAAUGUUGUCAUCAGUAACUUUUAUUAAGAUACAAGAAACAAACAAAAAAAAGGCAUACACAGACAUGGUAUCUCCAUAAUGUCACUUCAAACAACAGAUGAUGAUUCUACGCCAGCUGAUUUUCAAACUGUCAGGGAUCUCAACACGGAGGGCCUAUUUACUGCCAUUAGAUUAGAUCUGGAACAUCAAUUUCUGAUGAAAGUGUUUU
This is a messenger RNA of Larimichthys crocea (large yellow croaker), 6822 nucleotides long. RefSeq names its product erythrocyte membrane protein band 4.1 like 2 (gene epb41l2). Gene Ontology annotation, molecular function: actin binding; structural molecule activity. NCBI's taxonomy places the organism in Eukaryota, Metazoa, Chordata, Actinopteri, Sciaenidae. Gene Ontology annotation, biological process: actomyosin structure organization; cortical actin cytoskeleton organization. The record is from RefSeq and is a predicted model, not a curated record. Bases 465 to 3701 code for a protein of 1078 amino acids. Gene Ontology annotation, cellular component: plasma membrane; cytoskeleton. The transcript is spliced from 25 exons.